CGCUGCUCAUCUAGUUCACUGUCAGUGUAGCUUUUGACUGCAUGAAGCAACAUGAAAUUGGCCUCGUUCGGAAGAGCAGUCGAUCUUGCCGUAAUUGUUUUCGUUUCUUCUGUUAUAGCUCACGUAUUUAAUACAAUAGUCAGUUUUGGCUACUUUAAGCAAGUUCUCGGUCACUCCCCUGGGCCAUGUCGGGCCAUCAAUGUCAAUGGUUCAGAAGAUGUGGAAAUACUUUCUAAUGGAAUGGCUUUGUUUUCAUCAGGUCUCCGUUACACAGUACAGUUAACAACCGAUCCAAUCAUCAACCAAAGGACAGGAAACAUAUAUCUCUUGGAUCUCAAUGAACACGAGCCAGAGCCUAUGAUAGUCACACUUAAAUCUUUCAACCGAAGCGACUUCAACCCGCAUGGAAUAUCCAUCUAUGAAGAUCCAACCACAGGCCAGGUGACGUUCUUCGUUGUCAAUCACAAGCACAAUGAUCAGGCUGUAGAAAUAUUUUCUUUUGACAAGAAAAAGAAAUGCAUGUAUCACCGGAGAACCGUCGUGGAUGGCAAGAUGUAUAGUCCAAAUGAUAUUCUAGCUGUCGGUCCAGAAAGCUUCUACGUAACUAAUGACCAUUACUUCCACUUCAGUCGCCCUUUCUUAAGGAUGCUCGAGGUUGCUUUUCUCAAUAUAUUUUUGCGCUCAAACGUGGUUUACUAUGACGGCUCCAAGUCACAUUUAGCAGUUACGGGACUGGUUGGACCCAAUGGAAUCAUAUUCGAUCGCAGUAAAAGGUAUGUUCUAGUGUCUGCUGGGUUUUCAAAUGCUAUUCACGUGUACAAACGACAAAGGGACAAUUCCUUACUCUUAUCUCAGAAAAUCAACAUUGGGACGCAUGCAGACAACAUUAAUGUGGACAUCGAUACUGGAUCCUUCUGGAUCGCUGGGGUACCAAAAGGACUUGAUUUCGCUGAGUACACAAGAAACCUAAAGCAUCCUGCUCCUUCUCAAGUUUUGAAUCUGCGAUUAAACGAAGAACGAUCUGGAGCCAUUCCGUUUCCUGAUUACGAACUUAGAGAGGUGUACCUUAACGAUGGACGUGAGCAUCGUGGAUCGACCUCAGCUGCUCACUUUAGAGGGAAACUCCUGAUAGGCGGGAUAUACGACAAGAUGUUAAUGUGUGAAGUGCGUGCCUUUUGAGAAGUGCGCUCACGGUUAGGAACAAACUAAUGAUGUGGGAGAACCUUGUUGACAGUGAACAAGUGAAUACAGUGAUCUGUACGUGGUCAUCUCUAGUAAUUAUCCAACAAGUACUGUACUAAGUACCAGAUGUCGAAUUUCCACCAAGAUGUGAAGAACAAACUGUACAUGUUCAAGAACUGAAAAGAACUAGUCAAUUUACAGUCUAAACAAUUAAAUUCAUGAAUUAUCCAAGAUUUGUUUUAAUAACCAGAUAUUUUAAAGCUAUUUAACAUUGAUAUAUUGAAAAAUACAACAAAACACUGCAGACAACGAAGUGGUUUAGUUGCCAAAGCGCGACAAUUUUGACAUGAAUAUGUAACAGCGCGCGUGUCUAUGUACUGUGAUAUAAACACGCUGAAAGAAGCACGAGUGAGUCGUAGAGAAACGCGAAGCGUAGCCAAGUGUUUGUGCUCUGCCGCCCGCAGAGUGUUUAUAUCACAGUAUAUAGACACGCGCGCAGAUUUAUAUUGUUAUAAAAUUUAAAAGAAUUAAUCGGAGCGUGUUUCUGUCCUCUGAUAUAAACAUGUUUUUUCAAGCGUUUCGACUUAUCAGAGUGCGCCCAGUACAUGUAUAUCAAAUAUGUUAUAAAUACUGAUCAUAUACGACAUGGGUAAAAGGCAUGUACUAUAUUACAAUAUUUAAAGCUGGGAAGGGCUUUAAUAAAUGGAUGAUACCAUACCAA
Messenger RNA from Actinia tenebrosa (Australian red waratah sea anemone), 1903 nucleotides. RefSeq names its product serum paraoxonase/arylesterase 2. NCBI's taxonomy places the organism in Eukaryota, Metazoa, Cnidaria, Anthozoa, Actiniaria, Actiniidae. Gene Ontology annotation, molecular function: arylesterase activity. The record is from RefSeq and is a predicted model, not a curated record.